Molecule: messenger RNA, 2584 nt
Organism: Schizosaccharomyces cryophilus OY26
Lineage: Eukaryota; Fungi; Ascomycota; Schizosaccharomycetes; Schizosaccharomycetales; Schizosaccharomycetaceae
Product: MCM complex subunit Mcm5
Exons: 3
Coding region: 302-2461 (719 amino acids)
Biological process (GO): DNA replication; DNA replication initiation; double-strand break repair via break-induced replication
Cellular component (GO): MCM complex; nucleus
Molecular function (GO): 3'-5' DNA helicase activity; single-stranded DNA helicase activity; DNA replication origin binding
Source: RefSeq, a predicted model, not a curated record
CUCAUACCUACGCUCAGGUCAAUCUUUGCUUUUUUCUCAGAGGGUAAAAAAUUGGCCGUUUAAGGGCGUUUUUAUUUAUUUUUUUCUUUCUUUCUUGACUAACCUUGUUCUUUUCUCUACAUCUUUCCUUUUAUUCCUGUCUUUCUAUUGUUUUUCGGUGAAUCCCUUUUUCAACUUGAUUUUUCUAUUCGCUGAAUCAGACAAGCAAAUUGAUUUAGUUCUUUCAGUCGUUUAAUCUUUCUUUUUUGCAUUCUCCUUUUCUUCCAAUCUCUCGGAUUUUACUCUCGUUUUUCUGCAUACAAUGGCUGCUACAGGUUGGGAGCAAAGUAGUGUAUACUAUACCCCGGUUCUUCCUGGAGAUCAACAAGAAGACUCUAAUGUAAAUCAUGAAAAAAGUUUCAUCCGUUUUAUUGACGAGUUUGUCAUCGACAACAACUUUGUUUAUCGAAGUCAGCUUCGUGACAAUUUGAUGAUCAACCAGUAUCUACUGAAUGUUGAUCUUAAGCAUUUGAUUAGCUUUGAUGAGGAUUUAGCUCAUUUGCUUUCUAGUCAGCCAACGGAACUUUUAUCGCUAUUUGAAUCUGCUGUUACCACAGUCGCAAAACGAUUGCUGUAUCGAAGUCCAGAAAGUGUUUCUAUUCAAAUCCCAGUUUGCCAAGUUACCCUUCAUUACGAUGCCAAUAUUCUCUCUAUUCGUGAUUUGACUGCUUCUCAUAUUUCUAAAUUGGUUCGUAUCCCCGGUAUCAUUAUCGGUGCAUCUACAUUGUCUUGUCGAGCGACUUCCCUGCAUAUAGUCUGUAGAAAUUGUCGUGCUACAAAGUCUUUACCUGUUUCUGGAGGCUUCACUGGUAUUCAACUUCCUCGCAUUUGUGAUGCGCCUGUUUUAGAUGGCGAGAAAAAGGAAUGUCCCAUGGAUCCUUAUAUUAUUGAUCAUUCCAAAUCUUUUUUUAUUGAUCAACAAGUUCUCAAGCUUCAAGAAGCCCCUGAUAUGGUUCCCGUUGGUGAACUUCCACGCCAUAUUUUGUUGAAUGCAGAUCGAUAUCUUACAAGCCAGAUUACUCCAGGAACCCGCUGUGUGAUUACCGGUAUUUUUUCUAUUUUCCAAAACAAAUCUGUCAAAUCUAGUGGUGCUGUUGCUAUUCGAAAUCCAUACGUUCGCGUAAUCGGUAUUCAACUGAACAUAGAUGAUGGCACCAAAUCUACUCCUUUAUUCAGUGAAGAAGAAGAAGAAGAAUUCCUUGAAAUUUCUCGUACUCCAAAUUUGUAUGAAAUUAUUUCAAACAGCAUUGCCCCUGCCAUUUAUGGCAAUAUGGAUAUUAAGAAAUCCAUUGCGUGUUUGUUAUUUUCAGGUUCAAAGAAAAUCUUACCCGAUGGAAUGCGACUUCGAGGUGAUAUCAAUGUUCUUCUAUUAGGUGAUCCGGGUACAGCUAAAUCUCAAUUUUUGAAGUUUGUAGAACGGCUGGCUCCUAUUGCCGUAUAUACAUCAGGUAAAGGCUCUAGUGCUGCGGGUUUAACAGCUUCUGUACAAAGAGACAGUGUUUCUCGCGAAUUCUAUCUGGAAGGAGGUGCAAUGGUUUUAGCUGAUGGCGGAAUCGUUUGUAUCGAUGAGUUUGACAAAAUGAGAGAUGAGGAUCGUGUUGCAAUCCAUGAAGCAAUGGAGCAACAAACAAUAUCGAUUGCCAAAGCAGGUAUAACUACUGUCUUGAAUUCUAGGACGUCUGUAUUGGCAGCGGCGAAUCCUAUUUUCGGAAGAUAUGACGAUAUGAAAUCUCCUGGAGAAAAUAUUGAUUUCCAGUCAACAAUUUUGUCAAGAUUCGAUAUGAUUUAUAUUGUUAAAGAUGAACACGAUGAGUCAAGAGACCGCAGUAUUGCUCGACAUGUAAUCAAUCUUCAUACGAGCUUGCAAGAAUCGAUGGAGACUUUAGCAAUUGGAGAAAUUCCAUUCGAGAAAUUCCGUCGCUACAUCAAUUAUUGCAGACAUAAAUGUGCCCCAAUCUUGAGCGCCGAGGCUGCUGAGAAACUCUCAAGUCAAUUUGUUGCCAUUCGAAAACAAGUGCAUCAGUCGGAACAAGACAGUAAUGUACGAUCUAGCAUUCCUAUCACUGUCCGUCAACUGGAAGCUAUUAUACGAAUUACUGAAGCGCUGGCUAAAAUGUCUCUUUCGAGUAUAGCAACAGAGGUCCAUGCAACAGAAGCAAUUCGCUUGUUCUUAACAAGUACUCUAGCUGCAGCUACGCAAGCUUCUCCAGAAGUUACUGAAGAAGUGAAAAAGAUUGAAGCUAGUUUAAAAAAACGCUUACCUAUCGGUUUUCAAGCAAGCUAUCGUAUGCUAAUUCGUGAAUACGUGAAUGGACAUGGUUAUUCUCAACGAGCUUUAGAAAUGGCUCUGCAAAUUUUAGCAUCAAAAGACACAAUACAAAUGCGAAAUGGUGGUCAAACCGUUUAUCGAUCUGGUAUUUAAUUUUAUUAAAGCGUUAAUAUAACUUCUAAUUAUUAAUUUAACAUUCUAUUUAUAUUAUAGAUAGAUAACAAUGUUACAAUAAAAUGUACUGUUAGGACUAAUUGAAUUAAUCCCUAAAAGCAG